Messenger RNA from Drosophila willistoni, 3763 nucleotides. Its product is annotated as E3 ubiquitin-protein ligase MARCHF6. The transcript has 2 exons. Gene Ontology annotation, cellular component: endoplasmic reticulum membrane. Gene Ontology annotation, molecular function: zinc ion binding. Bases 298 to 3576 code for a protein of 1092 amino acids. The record is from RefSeq and is a predicted model, not a curated record. Lineage: Eukaryota; Metazoa; Arthropoda; Insecta; Diptera; Drosophilidae.
AGUUAAAGCAAAAACGAUAAAAAAAAUUCAAUUAGGGAAACAUUUUAAGAUUUGCUUACUUAGAGCAAAAUUCAAAGUACAAGUGAAAGACGCAACAAGAGGAAGAAUAAUCAACCAACAACAACAACAAUAACAAGCAGAGCCACAACAACAAUAAAGUGAAGUGGAGACCAGGCCAAUUAGUUGGAGUGGGAACAAAUGGCCACUAAUCUAAAGAGACGAGACGUGUCCAGGAAUUAGUAUAAAGUCUGAUACAGAGAAGUUGAACUCGAAGGCGAAAGAGAAUCAAUUUCCACAAUGGAUGAUCUGUCGCAGGGCGACAUUUGUCGCGUUUGCCGAUGCGAGGCCCAGCAGGAUCGUCCUUUAUUUUAUCCUUGCAUUUGCACUGGAAGCAUCAAAUACAUCCAUCAGGAUUGCCUAAUGCAAUGGAUGCGUUAUUCGCAUAAGGAAUACUGUGAAUUAUGCGGACAUCGGUUCAGUUUUCAGCCCAUCUAUGCCCCCGAUAUGCCACGGGUAUUGCCAUUAAAAGAUGUCCUAGUGGGUCUCAUGUCGGCUGUCUUUGAAGGAGCACGAUGCUGGUUGCAUUACUCACUGGUGGGCAUGGCCUGGUUUGGUGUUGUCCCGCUGUCGGCGUACCGCACUUAUCGCUAUCUAUUUCGAGCCAAUUCCUUUGAAAUGAUACUCACAUUGCCCUUCGAUAUAUUCUCCAUGGAAAAUCUGGCAGUGGAUGCGUUUCGUGGCUGCUUUGUCGUCACCUGUACGCUGCUGUCAUUCAUUGGUUUAGUUUGGCUAAGGGAGCAGAUCUUGCACGGCGGUGGACCGGAUUGGUUAGAACGAGAUGAGGCGGGAGCAGCAGCAGCAGCAGCGGCGGCAGCAAAUGCCAAUCCACCAGCUCCAGCCGCCAACGCCGCUCAGGCUGCAGUUGAACCAGAAGUCGAACUCCAGGAUGAUAAUAAUAAUCAAGGCGAUGAGAAUCCGAAUCCAGCAGCAGCACCUGAUCCAGCACCAGCCCAGGCAGCAGCUGAUGCCGGGGCCGGAGUUGCCGAUGCCGAUGAACAGAACUGGAAUCCCAUGGAAUGGGAUCGAGCUGGCGAGGAGCUUACCUGGGAGCGUCUAUUGGGUUUGGAUGGUUCUUUGGUCUUUUUGGAGCAUGUCUUUUGGAUCAUCUCACUAAACACCAUGUUCAUUUUUACCUUUGCCUUUUGUCCAUAUUGUGUUGGUAAUUUCAUUCUGAGCUCUAUGGAUUUGCUUCAUGCGGAGAAACCUUUGUUACAUUUCCAUGGCCUGGUGACGACUCUCUUUGGCUAUUGUUGCAUUGGUCUAACUCUUGUUGUCCUUCAUUUCUUUGCUCGAAUCUUUCGCCUGAGACGUGUCUGCUGGUUCAUUGGCCUUUGCUACAUUGUGGUGAAAGUUUCCCUCCUCUCUGUGGUAGAGAUUGGUGUCUUGCCAUUAAUUUGCGGCUGGUGGUUGGAUAUAUGCUCGCUGCCCCUUCUGGAUGCUAGUCUAAAGGAUCGCAAGGCGAGUUUUAAAGCCGCUCCGGGUACAUCGCUCUUUGUCCAUUGGAUGUUUGGCAUGGUCUAUGUCUAUUAUUUUGCUGCUUUCAUUUCCCUGCUGCGUGAGGUUCUGCGUCCUGGUGUCCUCUGGAUAUUCCGUAAUGUCAAUGAUCCAGACUUCAGUCCCAUACAAGAGAUGAUCCACGUGCCAAUUGUUAGACAUAUAAGACGAUUGGUUGCCUCGGCCAUGAUCUUUGGUUUCGCUGUCCUGCUAAUGCUUUGGCUGCCCAUCAGAAUUCUUCAAUGGGCAUGGCCAAAUUUCUUACCCUAUGCCCUGAGCGGGGAUUCGGAGGUGAAUGAUUUGAGUUUACAGCUGCUCCUUCUGCAGAUUCUCUUGCCAGGAUUCUUUGAACAGACCCAAACGCGCAUUUGGCUUAAGGGAUUGCUACGCUUUUGGUGCUCUGCAGUGGCUUGGCUAUUGGGUAUACGUAGCUAUCUAUUGCCGGCACCACAGCCAGAGAAUGAGAAUCAGGAGGAGCAGCAGCAACAACAACAGCAGAAUCAGCAGCAAGCAGAAGGAAAUCAGGAGGCAGGAGGAGCACCCAUAGCAGGAGCGGCGGCAGCUGCACCACCUGCUCCGCCUCCGCCGCCACCACCACCACCGGAACCGGCAAGAAAUCUAGCUGCUGCCCAUCAGGCCAUUAUGCAAAGGGAUGCCCCAGUGGGUUUCCAACCCUAUGAGAAGCCCACUUUCUUUGCCAUACGUCUGUGUGCUCUCCUCAUGCUAAUGUGCCUGUCCAUUGUGGUGGCUGCUGUCAUGGUAUUGACCAUACCCGUUUAUAUUGGUCGACGUCUGAUGAUGCUCUGGACAGGACAACCGGGUGGUGGCGGUAACGCCGGCGGUGGUGUGGCAGUUGGAAGAGGAGCAGCAGCAGCAGCCGCAGCAGCAGCUGGAGCGGCCGCUGCAGCAGGCGAAGGCGAUGUGGUUGCAGCCAAUGGAGAAGUUGCAGGAGCCCAUGAUGCAGCAGCAGCAGGUGGAGGAGUUGUGGCUGAUCCCGAGGAAGCACGCAAAAAUGAACGUUUUAUGCGUGCUCACGAACUCUAUACAGCGGAAAUUGGCGGCUAUCUAUGUUGGAUUGUCUCACGCGGCAUUGCUGUGGUGGUAACACUCUUGCCCCAGGGUCGCACCGCCAUCAUACAAAAGCUGAAGCAUUGGGCUAGGAUUGCCCUUCAGUAUGCCCUUCCAGUAAUGACAUUGAUUGGAAUAUUUGUGCUUGUGCCGCUGCUAUUUGGUCUACUCCUGGAACUGGUGGUGGUUAUACCAUUAAGAGUUCCCCUAAGAAAGACACCCAUUCACUUCCUUUGGCAAGAUUGGGCCUUGGGUGUGCUAUAUACGAAAAUAGCCAUCGCCCUGACACUAAUGGGUCCAGAGUGGCAUCUGAAACGAGCCUUGGAACGUGCCUAUACCGAUGGACUGAGGGAUUUCGAUUUGCGUUUUGUUAUGCGAGAUUUGGCAGUGCCAGUUGUGACCACCUUUGGCCUGGCCCUGGCCAUACCAUAUGUCCUGGCGCACAUGUAUCUGCCGAUAUUCUUUACGGAUCCCUACACUAGACAGAUUAUCUCACGUUUGGUCUAUCCCGUCAGCUGUAUAGUUGUGGGUAGCAUCUGUUUCCUACUGUUCCAGAUCAAGCAAAUGAAGAAACUGUAUUUGUCCAUUAAGGUGGAUAAAUAUUUGGUUGGCCAGCGUUUGGUCAACUAUGAGCAUCGAAAGAAACAGCAACAACAGCAGCAGGAACAAAAAGCGGCCAAGGAAUUAAAGGAGAAACAGGACAAAGAGGCGGCAAAUGAACAACAGGCAGUAAAUGCCGCUGCAGCUGCUGUCGCUGCCGCUGCACUGGCACCCAAUCAAGUUGGCAAUCACGAUAACAACGACGAUGAUAACGACGAUGAGGCGGAGUAUCCACCUGGUGGUGCUCCCAUUGAUUAUCUCAAUGAUGAGGAGCAGGCGGCUUUGUAUGCUCGCCGAAGGCGUGACGAUGUACCACGCCACCUACUGGUAGAUGCCAAUGAGGAGUUGCUCUAGGGUUACGUCUAUUUUCUAUGUUUAUUCGUUAUGGAAUCGCUGAUUAUAUAUCUAUGUUUAAUUCACAUUAUCCAGCCGAUUGAGGAGGAUGAUGGCAUGGACCAGCAGCAGCACGAGGAAGACCUCAAUAUUGUGAAUGCAAUUUUGGGGUUGCAAAAUUUCUUUUAAGUAAAAUAAUUAAUAUCAA